Molecule: messenger RNA, 753 nt
Organism: Salvelinus sp. IW2-2015
Lineage: Eukaryota; Metazoa; Chordata; Actinopteri; Salmoniformes; Salmonidae
Source: RefSeq, a predicted model, not a curated record
CCCAUUUAUGAAUCCUGCCUUAGGAAAGUGGAGAAGGUGCUGUAUAGGAAGGUGAAGAAGGCAGAGGAAGCCAAAGAUAUUGAAUUCUAUGCCUUUUCAUACUACUAUGACAGAGCUGUGGAUCUGGGCGCUAUUGAUGAGAAAACAGGAGGGAUUAUAAAAGUCAGCGAUUACAUUGACACUGCUAAAAGAGUGUGCAACGGAAUGACAGUUACUCCCAGAGAGAAUCCUUUUCUUUGUCUGGAUCUAACCUACAUCUCUACAAUGCUGCAAGAGCUUGGUUUUCCCAAAGAAAAAGUAUUUAAGCUGGUGAGGAAGAUUGAUGAAGUGGAGACUAGUUGGGCUCUGGGGGCUACUUUCCACUACAUAGAGUCCCUUCACAGUCAGUGAGCUGCCAGUUUCACCUCACUUGCUGCUGCCAUGACAUGCCAGUGUUUCUGUGCUGCAAAGUACACUCAGGCCAUUUUCCCAAAGUGAUUGUACUUGUUUUUCUGUGCAAAGUUUUCAGAAUUGUAGUUUAUUUUACCAGUUGCCUUUUGAAUGUUUGACUUUAUUUUAGCAGGUGUGGUUGGUUUAUACUUAAGGAAUGUUGGUUGUGUAAUAAAGCACAUGCUACUGCUGUAGUUUAAAGGAGCAUGACCAAUUACAUAUUUGAAUAUAACAUUGUGCUAAAAUGUCAGUUUCUGUGUACAAUUCAGAAUCAAUUGGGGUAAUGAAGGCAUAUGUAUUUUGAAUAAAAGAAAACAAUUUAGA